Papilio polytes (common Mormon) is the source of this 707-nucleotide messenger RNA. RefSeq names its product regulation of enolase protein 1-like. Bases 68 to 658 code for a protein of 196 amino acids. The record is from RefSeq and is a predicted model, not a curated record. The transcript has 3 exons. NCBI's taxonomy places the organism in Eukaryota, Metazoa, Arthropoda, Insecta, Lepidoptera, Papilionidae.
CGCUAUCUGUAAGUGGUGAUAAGUUAUUUUAACAUUAUUAUUUAUAUUUACUUUAUGUUAAACCAUUAUGUCUUUUACAAAAUUCACUUUUAAAGAUUUUUCGUGGCUAAACGAGCCAAGAAAAUGGAAAGUAACAAAUAAUACAUUAGAAGUCUCAACCAAUUAUGAAAGUGAUUUUUGGCAAGAAACUUAUUACAAUUUUAAUCACAAUUCAGGCCAUUUAUUUGGGAUCGAUAUUAAGGAAAAUUUUACAAUGCAGGUGUGUGUAGAAGCAAAUUUUGAAGAGCUGUAUGACCAAGCAGGUGUUAUGAUAUAUUCAGACGAAAAGCACUGGCUCAAAGCCGGUAUAGAGUUUAACGACGGUCAACCAAUGAUCGCUAGUGUUCUUACUAACGAACUAUCUGAUUGGGCUACAGGUAUAUUUACUGGCAACCCUGGAAAAUUUUGGAUGCGCAUUACUAGAGUGGAUCGUGUUAUUUGCGUGAAAUAUUCAACAGACAAAAUUGUGUGGAACCUAUUACGACUCUGCCCAUACCCUGAAGCUGAUAAAUAUUUUGUCGGAGUUUUAACUUGUUCGCCGAAGAGAGAAAACUUAAAACUCAGCUUUAGUGAGCUUGCUUUUUCAGUACCCCAAGAAGAUAUUCUCCAUUCAAAUUGAAUUUAUUUUGUAAAUAAAAUGUUUUUUAUUGUUAAAAUUAUUAACAUAA